Messenger RNA from Salarias fasciatus (jewelled blenny), 354 nucleotides. Its product is annotated as protein ripply2-like. The record is from RefSeq and is a predicted model, not a curated record. Gene Ontology annotation, cellular component: nucleus. Bases 1 to 354 code for a protein of 117 amino acids. The transcript has 3 exons. Gene Ontology annotation, biological process: embryonic pattern specification; negative regulation of transcription by RNA polymerase II. NCBI's taxonomy places the organism in Eukaryota, Metazoa, Chordata, Actinopteri, Blenniiformes, Blenniidae.
AUGGAUACUCGACUGAAUUCUGUCUUUAGAGGCAACUCCGCGCAGCAGAUCUGCAACAUGUGGAGGCCCUGGACUGGGAACGAAGGCUCGACUGCCCCACCUAAGACUCAAAUCGCGUAUGGACAACUAUCUCACUCAAAAUACUCCAAAACUCCUCCAGUGAUCCACCCUGUGAAGCUGUAUUGGCCCAGAUCGAGGUGCUUCGACUAUCUGUACCAGGACGCAGAGAUGCUGCUGCGCAGCUACCCGGUGCAGGCCACCAUCUGCCCCUACCGGGACUCCAGCAGCGAGGAGGACAGCGACGAUGAGGAGGAGGAGGAGGAGGAGGAGGAGGCGGAGAAGCAGCAGAACUGA